AUGAAUUCAAAGAGGCAAAGGCGCCCAAAUGUUAGGUUAGGGGAAAUAGGAGAUGUCUCGGCUGCUUUUGCUUGUGGUUUUCCUCAGAAAACUAGGGCAAAUUUGGGGGAGAAGAGGUGGAAACAUGAUUUUCUGAUUCAUGAAGAAUCAGAAUACAAUCCAAUUUGUGGGUUUUCUCUGCAAAAUCCAUCCAAAGUCACAGUUUCAAAUCCUGGUGUCCCUCAAAUGAUUUCAACCGAUAUGCAACAUAAUAACAGAGAGAAUAAUAACCCAAACUCUUUGAAACCGGUUCUUGAAUUUGUCAGUUCGGAUAAAAUUGGUGCUUGUAAGUCAAAUCUGGAUUUCGGAACCAUAACCCGAAAGUGUAGGGUAAUGAAGCGACGAAGGCGGUUCAUUGGUGGUUCGAGUUCUACAUUUAGUCCUGAAAUCAGUAGUGGAGAUGGAAAAGAGUGUGGAGAGAAGGAGGUUUUUGGGGUCACAUCAAACGGUUCCUGGGAUAUUUACCAUGGUAGCGGUUUUAAGGACUCUUCAAGUCGUGAAACUUCGGCCACGAGUAAGGAAGCUUGUGAAAAUGAUACUGAUGAACCGAUGCAAAGGAAUUCAAAUGGAUUUUGGAAGGAGGGUUCUUGUUCGGAAGGCAAUAACACAUUUCCCCAAUCUUUUUGUGGAUGUGAGAAGAUGAAUAUUGUUAGUUAUAAUGUAAAUAGUGUUGAGAAAUGGUUGGAAGAGCAGGGGUUUGGUAAGUAUGCUGGCGUAUUUGAAAUACAUGAGGUGGAUGAAGAAGCUUUGCCUUUACUUACUCUUGAAGAUCUCAAGGAGAUGGGCGUGCUCGCUGUUGGGCCUCGGCGGAAAUUGUACAAUGCAAUUCAAAGGCUAAGGGAAGGUGGAGAAGAGGUUUCUGUAUGA
Messenger RNA from Camellia sinensis, 906 nucleotides. The record is from RefSeq and is a predicted model, not a curated record. NCBI's taxonomy places the organism in Eukaryota, Viridiplantae, Streptophyta, Magnoliopsida, Ericales, Theaceae.